Messenger RNA from Ogataea polymorpha, 513 nucleotides. RefSeq lists its product as uncharacterized. NCBI's taxonomy places the organism in Eukaryota, Fungi, Ascomycota, Pichiomycetes, Pichiales, Pichiaceae. The record is from RefSeq and is a predicted model, not a curated record. The coding region runs from base 1 to 513 and encodes 170 amino acids. The transcript has 2 exons.
AUGGAGGAUCUCCGGUCACUGGAUCUGACAAAAGCCCGAUGCGACGGAGUCAAACACCUGCUAAUUCCGUUUGUGCCAGUGGCAGAACCCACGCCGCCGUACGUGUCUGCACUCGCCUCUGACACACUGUUCCAGAUAGUCGCCAUCAGAGACGUGUCGCGGUCCGCGAUCUCGUACAUCGAGAGCCUAGUCGAGCUGAUCGACGCGAACGAGGGCUUCUACGACCGCCAGACCAAGUCGCGCCCGCGCAAACAAAAGGUCAUCCGGUCCGCAAACGUCGACGGCGACGCGCAAGAACACUGGCCCACGCAGGCAGCUUCCCCCACGUACCGGCUCACGCUCCAGGACGCGCACGGGAAUUUCUGCUACGCACAUGAGAUUGAGCCUCUGCCGUUUUUACGGAGUAGCCCGGAUCUGUACCCGGUCAGACUCGGCUCAAAAUUGCUGGUGCAAAAAGACACCACAGUGAUGCGGCGAACUACCCCACAUGAACCAAGACUUAUACCGUCGUGA